Molecule: messenger RNA, 476 nt
Organism: Daldinia caldariorum
Lineage: Eukaryota; Fungi; Ascomycota; Sordariomycetes; Xylariales; Hypoxylaceae
Exons: 1
Coding region: 24-371 (115 amino acids)
Source: RefSeq, a predicted model, not a curated record
AGAGCAUCGAGCGGCACGCGCACAUGAUGGCGAUCAUCAUGCAGCCGCUGCGGUCGGUCUCGGUGGCGGACAAGGACGCGAUCAAGCCGCUGCGGGUCAUGGUGUCGGCGACGUGGGAGGUGAGCGCCAAGGUGUGGAUGUCGGGGAUGACGCUGCACUACACCUUCCCCGACUGCGCGUGCAAGUUCGCCGAGGGCACCAUGGAGCCCGUCAACGGCGGCGCACUGGGCCUCUCCCCCUCCGAGCUCCAGAUGUCGCAAACCAGGGUGUCGUUCGUGGUCUCCCCCGUGCUGUCGGUGCGCGACGAGAGGGACGAGACCGAGCUCGAGUACCACGGCAUCAAGAAGGCGCAGGUCCUGGUGAUGAAAUAAAUCGUUGGGUAACUCCUUACCGAAGUAUGGGCUAUUCAAAGCAGUCUUGAGGCCGCGGCGCCCACGAUGCAUGCCCCUAUUCUUUUCGACAUCUUUUUACGCGUG